AUGGCAGCAUCUACUUUAACUACAAAUUCCGGAUAUUUAUCCGGAAUUGAACCCCUAAUUGGUACAAACUUCAACACUUGGAUAGAUCAAGUCAAAUUGACUCUUGGAGUUAUGGAUCUGGAUCAUGCUUUGAGACUAGAACGACCCGCUGCCCUUACCGACAAAAGUUUGCUGGAUGAAAAAAGGGCAUAUGAAUUAUGGGAUCGAUCAAACAGAAUGUCUCUUAUGAUCAUUAAAAAUUCCAUUUCUGUUGCCAUCCGAGGAGCCAUCCCUGACUCCGAAGAUGCCAAAACAUACCUUAACUCUGUAGAGGAUCAAUUUAAAGGGACUUCAAAGGCCCAUGCUAGUACCUUGAUCAUUAAAAUGUUGACUACCAAGUACAAUGGGGUCGGUGGUGUGCGUGAGCACAUAAUGAUGAUGAGUGAUAUGGCAAACAAACUCAAAAGUAUGGACAUGGAAAUUAGUGAAGGCUUUCUCGUCCACUUCAUAAUGACAUCUCUCCCUUCUCAGUUUGGUCCGUUUAAGAUCAAUUACAACACUCAAAGGGAGAAAUGGAAGAUGAGCGAACUAAUUGCCAUGUGUGUCCAAGAAGAAGAAUGA
Molecule: messenger RNA, 600 nt
Organism: Cynara cardunculus var. scolymus (artichoke)
Lineage: Eukaryota; Viridiplantae; Streptophyta; Magnoliopsida; Asterales; Asteraceae
Exons: 1
Coding region: 1-600 (199 amino acids)
Source: RefSeq, a predicted model, not a curated record